CGGUACAUUCGGUAAUGAACACAAGUGUGUGAACGCCUAAAUUUAUUCUAACCUUUUGGCGAAGUUUUGUGUUUACAUUCAAAGUUACAGUAUCAAUCAAGAUUCACAAUGGGAUUUUUCUGGAGGCUUUGGAACUGUUUAGUAAAUAAUUCAAGCCCCGAAGAGAACGGCAAAUGCUGCGCACAAGAUAAACUGAAAGAGACAGAGGAGCCCUCCUGGCAGAUGGAAAUGCUUUGUUUGGUUGUCGCGAUUCAAGCCAUAGUUAAUGUUUACUUGCUAAUAAAGCGAAGAAGACAACCCGGGAACGGCAGCCAAAAUGCCACACAGCCAAAGACUUCACUAGCAGAGAUUGCGGCGGAUGGCGGUUCUAUUGGCUCGUUGGAUCAGUUCCUUAUGGAGAACAACGACCUCUCAAUCAGUCAGGACAAACCCCAAGCUUCAUCCACACCAGCAGCUAAUGAACAGCUUGGUUCUCCAUCUCUCAGGAAAGCCAAAAAGAUCUAUGAGGCCAAAAUUCAGUCAUAUGUCACAGAAAUUGCUAAAAAGACGGCUGACUACAGCAUUCCACAAGUUCUUCUAGCAUGGGAUAUUAUGCAUAUUGCCAAGGAAGCCCCAGCUGACUCCUCUGACCUGAAUCUCUUAUUAUCAAUAGUUGCCAUGCCGAAAAUUAGCCUCUUGUUAUCAAAAGCUCUGUUGCCUGACAAGAUGAAGAAAAGUCGGAGUUAACCUCUCCAGCCAAUGUAGCCCCAACCUGGAUAAUUGUGUUUAGAUCUUUGAUUUCAUCUCUCUGGAUUCUGUUUCAAAGUUGAUAUUUAACUUACUUAACUUUUUUAAAAAAAAAAGCAAUAGCAAUGCGUGAUACAAGUGUUUAAAAUUUGUAUAUAAAAAAAUUAAUUUGCACUCGUUUUCAGAGCGAGCAUCUCAAUGUAAAAAUGUGUGGAUUAGAAUUGACAAUGUUUCUAAUGGAUAAAGUACAAAGACUCCUAUAGUUAAUAUUUGGUUGUGUUUACAAGCUUUCAAAUGGAUUGUUCAAGAGAUUUAAUUUGACGAGUGUCUUAUAACUGGUUCGUCUAGUUUCAAAAACAUUAGCCUACAUUGGUAAAUUAGUUUGGAGUAUGUUAGGCAGAUGUCUUUAUAGUUAACCUUCACGACUUUCUGACUAGAUACUUUCUUGUUACUGACGAGUUACUGACUGGCUAGUUACUGAGUGACUAGUGACUGAAUGACAAGUUACUAACUAGUUAUUGACUGGCUAGUUACUGAGUGACUAGUGACUGAAUGACAAGUUACUGACUAGUUAUUGACUGACUAGUUACUGACUGGCUAAUUACUGAGUAACAAGUUAUGUCUUGGGUGGUUACUAGUGUUUAAAGCCACCUUGCUUUAUUCUGAACAUUUAAAAAAUUAUUUCUUCUGUUCUAUAUAUAUUUAAAUUGCUGUUGGGCCCAACCAUGAUUUAUGUGUGGCGAUUCAUACAUUUAGAUGGUCUAAGGUAGGCACAGCUGUUGAUUUUAAUUUAAGGAGAAGUUGUCUUAAUUGGAAUAAUUUUAAGAUUGUUUUGUUUUAAUAAAGAUAUGA
This is a messenger RNA of Physella acuta, 1578 nucleotides long. RefSeq lists its product as uncharacterized. NCBI's taxonomy places the organism in Eukaryota, Metazoa, Mollusca, Gastropoda, Physidae. The record is from RefSeq and is a predicted model, not a curated record.